AUGGCCUCAAAACCGAAUCCCCGCACGCCGUCCGAAUGGGCAAGAGCAGCGAGGUCUGAGCGUCUCGAUCCUGACUCUGUGACACCCUUUGUGAGAACUUAUAAGUCGGCCUCUGUUCUCAAGUACGCCGAGUUCCUGAACCUCAAAGUUCUCUGGGACGAAAGGGGUUUCAAAGAGUUCAAAAUAGGAGACUUUGUCCAUGAAGACAUCAAGAUUGAGGCAGGGCGAAUUGACUUUACAGUGCUCCAGCGGAACGUCAGCACGGUCAGGGACGACGAUCCACAUCCCAAAGUUCCUUUUAGAACAGGAAAUUUCCCGCCACCCAACGGUCUCUUCACGACGUUUCAAUACUUUACCUAUCUGACGGUACUUUGCAAAGGACAGACAGUCAGGGCAUCACCAAAAAUCUCACGCCCGGAACGGCAAAGAAAUCAGGUCACGUAUGACGACAGUAUACCGGACAUAAGCCUACUCAGUCUCGGCGACAGCCCAAGGACCCCAUCGAACUGGACCCCUCCCGAAAUUGACGAAGUCGACACGCCAUAUAUCGGCCAACAACCACCGCGGACCGAAUAUGAGGCCACUGUGAACAUGGGACUGAUAACGAUGCUGUGUGCUGUCCGGCUCCAUUGCCCAUCGCUCGCAGAAGGGCACUGGCUGCCGGACCCCAAGCCGUUUUAUCUCCACGACCCUACUGCAGAUGGCUCUCCUGUGCUGUUCCAGGCCCGCGUUGACGGAUUUCUUUCAAAAACGGGCGAUUUCGGUACUGCGCUCGCUAUUGUUGAAGUGAAGCCAUAUCCGCGGGACAAAGGGCACAGAAGGACAAUCGAGUGGCAGGAAGCCGCCCAAAUGGCGGCCUGGGUAUCUGAGACACGGAGCAGCCGGAAAGGAACCCUUUCCAGCCCUCCGGGUGUUCGUCGCCGCUUUAUGAUCUCUCAAGAUUACAAUGAAAUCUACGUCACCGUCGCAGAAUACGACGCGAACUACCAGGACUAUAUCAGUGGUCCUAGCCGUAGCGACAGUCCUCACGACACGCACUCCCUCAUGCGCGGCCAUCAGCCUAUGCACCUCGGAACAAAGGAAAAGGAGUCGCGGCAGAUCAAGGAAGGUAUCCCGGAGGCAACGGGCACUCGGGCUCAGGCAUCUCCAGCUCCAACAGUCCAGCCACUCCCCUCGGUCCAGUCUACAACGAACCGCCGCGUUUUAGACUCCCCGCAGCUACUUCCGGUCGGGGCUCUACCCAACCCGUUCGAAGUACUGCUCAGACUGGCCGCCGGUCGGCUUCGGACGACCACGCACCAGGUCCCUCUAAGGCUUCUGUGUAUCCGAACCGUGGAUUCCUAUCGAUGA
Messenger RNA from Sporothrix brasiliensis 5110, 1350 nucleotides. RefSeq lists its product as uncharacterized. The transcript is spliced from 3 exons. The coding region runs from base 1 to 1350 and encodes 449 amino acids. NCBI's taxonomy places the organism in Eukaryota, Fungi, Ascomycota, Sordariomycetes, Ophiostomatales, Ophiostomataceae. The record is from RefSeq and is a predicted model, not a curated record.